AUGCCCCACAGCAGUGAUGCUCUACAACCCCCUCUAACCCCCGCCGAGCGGGAAAUUAUCAAGCCCUACGGUGGCUGGACCCAGUUCCUCAUGUCAUACGGCCUUAAGCCUUGGAAUGGGGAGGAUGCUGAGGAGGGCAUGGGUAUUCUCAAGGGUCUGGCUGCUAUUGAGGUGGAAGCUGAGGCUAAGUGA
Messenger RNA from Penicillium cataractarum, 192 nucleotides. RefSeq lists its product as uncharacterized. The record is from RefSeq and is a predicted model, not a curated record. The transcript is spliced from 2 exons. Bases 1 to 192 code for a protein of 63 amino acids. NCBI's taxonomy places the organism in Eukaryota, Fungi, Ascomycota, Eurotiomycetes, Eurotiales, Aspergillaceae.